AUGAGUGUUUAUGCAGAUUUCAUGAAUGCAUGGGGCCAAGUCAUGGCAGGACAUAAGCCGGCCCAAUCACUCAAACCAGACCAAUCACACACUAAGAUUGAAAUCUCCUCAAGCCCACUUAAACGAUCCGAAGACCCACUCUCUGUGAAACAGGUCGGCCCAGUUGGAGACCAUUGGAUAAGUCCCAAUAACUGCAAAAUGGAAGCAUUUUCUUUCCAGCUUAGUACCAAGCAGAUAAGUCAGUUGCACUCAAAGGUGUGCGGCCAAGUUGGUACUAAAACAAUUCCAGUGUUUCAGUCCCUAUGUGCUCUUAUUUGGAAGACUAUAGCCAAAAUUAGAGAUGGGCCUGAGCCCAAAGUGGUGACGAUUUGCAAAAACAAUCCCCAAAAUGGUCAUAAAAAUGGUCUUUUGAGCAACGGUCAAGUUGUAAGUGUGGUUGAGGCUAGUUUUUCCAUAAUGGAAGCCAAUUUGAAGGAACUGGCGGAAUUGGUAAUUAAUCAAGCUAUGGAUGAGCAAAGCAAGAUCGAAGAGGCAAUGGAGAGAGAUCAACCACUGUCUGAUUUUGUUAUUUAUGGAUCAAACUUGACUUUCGUUGAUUUGGAGGAUGUCAAUCUUUAUGGGUUUGAAUUGAAGGGACAAAAGCCUGAACUAAAAAGUCAUCCCCAAACAUACUAA
This is a messenger RNA of Camellia sinensis, 675 nucleotides long. The record is from RefSeq and is a predicted model, not a curated record. Lineage: Eukaryota; Viridiplantae; Streptophyta; Magnoliopsida; Ericales; Theaceae.